AUGGGUGAGGUCAUCACCACUUCCCUCCCACUUCAGAUUGAAGAUUAUGGCCUGAUUGGCGAUAUGAGAACUUGCGCUCUGGUCGGCAAGAAUGGCAGUAUUGACUACAUGUGCUGGCCUAAAUUCGACUCUCCCUCUACCUUCGGCAGAAUCCUCGACACCAGCCAAGGCGGAGGCGGCCAUUGGAGCAUCAGUCCACGACACAGUACCCUCUGCAAGCAGAACUACCGCACAUCUUCAAAUAUCCUACGCACCAAAUGGAUCGAUGAAGAUGGCGUUGUUGACUUGACCGAUUUCUUCGCCCUUUCCAAGCACAACAAGCUGCUGCAGGGAACUGGCUCUACCUUGGUCAGAAAGCUGGAUUGUGUUCGUGGUUCCAUGUCUAUCGACAUUGAGCUUAGUCCGAAGCCUGGCUAUGCUCGAUCUCAGGGUUCGAUGCAGUUUUCAAAGGUAAAAUCUGAAGGAGACACUUAUUCUCAGUCUCUAUCGUGGGUCCCAGCGAACGACGAUCCUUCCGAAGGCUUCCAGUUCUUCAUCAGCUACUGUACGCGCGACCGACCUCUCGCAAAUCCUCCAUCCAUGUUCCGGAACGAAAUUUCUUCCCACGAUACUGUACAUGCACACUUUGAGCUGCAAGAAGGUCAGCGUAUUAUGAUGGUGAUGCAUGACGAGAAGCUCACCCCAUAUCUGGACAAAGAUCUGUUCCAAACACUGGAGGACGAGACUUACAAGUAUUGGACCAACUGGAUUCGAGCUUGUCAUUACCGUGGUCGGUUCCAGCAAGAAGUCGAACGCAGCAUGCUCAUUUUGAAACUCCUCACUUACGAGCCCACGGGCGCCAUUGUUGCCGCACCAACAUUUUCACUGCCUGAGGCUAUUGGCGGCCCCCGAAAUUGGGACUAUCGGUAUUCGUGGGUUCGAGAUUCUAGCUUCACAAUCUGUAAGGUCACAAAUUUCCUACUGAGAGCAUGA
Exophiala bonariae is the source of this 972-nucleotide messenger RNA. RefSeq lists its product as uncharacterized. The transcript has a single exon. Gene Ontology annotation, molecular function: hydrolase activity, hydrolyzing O-glycosyl compounds. Gene Ontology annotation, biological process: carbohydrate metabolic process. The record is from RefSeq and is a predicted model, not a curated record. NCBI's taxonomy places the organism in Eukaryota, Fungi, Ascomycota, Eurotiomycetes, Chaetothyriales, Herpotrichiellaceae. Bases 1 to 972 code for a protein of 323 amino acids.